ACGUUAGGGGGAACUUCUGCGGUAGACCGAAACCUCGUUAAGAGGACGACACAAGCCAAGAUGAUUCAAUUAAAGACAAUGCUCAACUGCAUCGACAACUCGGGCGCUGCCCUCGUCGAAUGCGCCAUGGUCAUCGGGCGCAAGGGCGCUGCUCGCAUUGGCGACCGUAUCGUCGUCGUUGUUCAGAAGCACCGAGGCACCGACAAUGCAGGGUCCUCAAGCGCCAACAAGGUUAAGCGUGGAGAUAUGCGACAUGCCAUCGUGGUCCGCACCAAGGCGAAGUCACAGAGACGUGACGGCAGUGUGGUUCGCUUCGACGACAAUGCUUGCGUCCUUAUCAACAAGGCGGGAGACCCGGUUGGAACGCGUAUCAACGGAGUGGUCGGAGCUGAGCUCAGGCGCAAGCAGUGGAGCAAAAUCCUGUCAAUGGCGCCGAUGCAUGCAUAGCGGGUGUGGUGGAAGGAGGCGCAUUGCAAAAUGUGAGCGUCCGUUGCUGUGAGGAAUACUGUAGGAUUGCCGUCUCGGAAGGAGACCGAGGCCGGCGUGUACCAUAUGAAUGCAUGAGCUGGCGUUCAAGGAUAUGAUAUCAGACUCCAAUCAACUCGUUCGUUGUUGC
Messenger RNA from Verticillium alfalfae VaMs.102, 616 nucleotides. Its product is annotated as mitochondrial 54S ribosomal protein YmL38/YmL34. Bases 61 to 447 code for a protein of 128 amino acids. Gene Ontology annotation, cellular component: ribosome; mitochondrial large ribosomal subunit. Lineage: Eukaryota; Fungi; Ascomycota; Sordariomycetes; Glomerellales; Plectosphaerellaceae. The record is from RefSeq and is a predicted model, not a curated record. Gene Ontology annotation, biological process: translation. Gene Ontology annotation, molecular function: structural constituent of ribosome; large ribosomal subunit rRNA binding. The transcript is spliced from 3 exons.